Messenger RNA from Homalodisca vitripennis (glassy-winged sharpshooter), 2721 nucleotides. RefSeq names its product dnaJ homolog subfamily C member 16 (gene l(3)80Fg). The transcript has 14 exons. Bases 104 to 2449 code for a protein of 781 amino acids. Lineage: Eukaryota; Metazoa; Arthropoda; Insecta; Hemiptera; Cicadellidae. The record is from RefSeq and is a predicted model, not a curated record.
AAAAUCAAUAUGGAGGCUGUGUGCAUGAUCGUUUUUUAAUAAAAUUAAAUAUCCAGUUGUAAUAGUUUAGUUUCCUGAGGUGCUAGCGAAGAAAGUCCAAGACAUGAAAUGGACCGUAUUUUAUUGGUUAUUAGUAGUAAUAGUUAACUGUGUUGAUUUUAGUAGUAGUAGUUUGGAAGAUCCAUACAAAACCUUAGGCAUUCCAAGAUCUUCUACAGUCACUGAAAUAAGGAAAGCUUAUAAACAACUCGCUAAAGAAUGGCACCCAGACAAGAAUGACGAUCCUGCCGCAGAAGACAAGUUUGUUGAGAUAACACAAGCCUACGAGUUGCUGACAGACCCAGAGAGACGGAAGCAGUUUGACAAUUUCGGGCGGAUGGAGGAGCCUCGGGCACGCCGCGAGUACCGGCGGUAUGACCCCAUGGACGAACUGUUCGCCGGGACCGGAUUCCGGUUCCAGUACUCUGAUCGAGACAUCACACUCUUCCACAAAUUGUCCAUUACCACCAGAGCGUUUGAGAACAUGCUGGUCCCCAAGAGUUGGCGUACGCCGUAUCUGAUCCUGUUCUACUCGGACUGGUGCUUCGCGUGUCUUCAAGUCGAGCCAGUCUGGAGGCGAAUCAUGGAGGAGCUUGAACCUAUCGGGGUGGGUAUAGCGACCGCGCACGCAGAGAACGAGCCAAUGCUAGCACGCCGCGUCAGUGUGCACUCGCUGCCUUGUCUCGUGUUGCUGAUUGACGGAAAACCUGUUGUCUACAAGGAGAAUCUCUUUAGUGUACAAAAGGUUGUGGAAUUUGUACGCAAUAAGCUGCCGUACCGUCUGAUCCAGAAUAUAGGGGAUGAUGGACUGGACAGUUUCCUGUCCGGGUGGAUAGACAAUAAGGUGCGAGGUCUGGUGUUCCAAAGACAGGGGCCAGUCAGACUGCGCUAUCUACUCACUGCCUUUGCGUACCGGGAGAGAGUUGCGUUUGCGUUCGUCCAGACCAACACGGCCAAGGGGGAGGCUGUGAGAGCGCGGCUACAGGUACCUCCAGACAUGGACUCUCUGCUGCUGUUCAACGAGAACACUGAACGCCCAGUGGCCAGUGUGUCCAUGAUCAACAUCCCUGUGCAGACUCUGCAAGACGUCAUCAACUCCAACAAGUAUCUCCUGCUGCCCAGGCUUUCCUCACAGGAUCUCCUAGAUGCUCUGUGUCCAGCAAGUGCAUCCCCUCGCAAACGACUAUGUGUACUAUUGGUCUCACAGAACACCCCCCACCACGAGCCCCACCGUCAGAGUCUACGCAGGUUCGCUCAGGAAGCUAACUACGCAGACAAGGUGUGCUUCAUGUACAUCUUCCAGGAACGCCAGGUCGAGUUUGUUCAUGCCCUUCUUUCAGGAGAGAGCAGUCCACUGGAGCCGCUGGUGGCCAUAUUGUGGAGGAGAGACCAGAAACAUAUCAAGUACGAGUGGCUACCUGAGGGUCAGGACUGGGCGAGUUACAACACGACCAAGCAGCACCUGGAGCCAGCGAUAGAGCGGCUGCUGCGUGCCGCGCAGGCUAUGCCACAUGAAGCGGUGAUCGGAGAACUGAUAGAUGAGCAGGCACAGGGACUCAUCUCCAAGGUGAUCACCAGGUUGAUGGUGACCUACGACGUCCUGAGGGACAACCUGGACAAGGAGCAUGUCCUUCCUGUGGUGUCUGUCAUCGCCACGAUCGUCGUCAUCCUGGCAGCCGGUUACCUCAUGGCCUACCUCAUGAAACUGGAGGAAACCCGGGUGCAGGAGGAGUAUGCCAGUAAGCCCCAGCGCAGCAGCAAGCCCCAGGUGUACCAACCGUCGCUGAGGCUGCACGAACUGCGGGCCGAGACAUACAACGGUUUGGUACGCCUGCUGCGACCUGGCUGCCGCACCAUUCUGCUGCUGGUGGACACCCAGAGUCGAGCCACACUGUUGCCAACCUUCCACAAGACCGUGUGGCCUUACCGCAAGAACAAGACUCUUCUGUUCGCACACCUCAACCUCGACAGGGGUAUUUCCUGGUACAAGGAACUUUUAUCGCUAAGCCUGGUGGAAUCCCGGGACCAACCCCUCAACAUCAACCCCCGCAACUGUAUCGGCACUGUCUUAUCGCUCAAUGGUCUGCGCAAGUACUUCUGUAUGUACCACGCCAAACAUCCGGAGUGUAUAGGCACCAAAGGGAACAAGCGGAUGAAGAGGAUGACCAAGCAGUUGUCGGUGGAUCCAGCUGGAUCAUUCAUGGGCUUCGACGACACGGACUCGGAGGACAGUGACUUGUCAGAUGUGGAGCAAGGAUUGAAGUCUAUUAAUCAGAAUGGAGACAAAUACAGUCAUGUAAUCUUCCAAGAGAACCUGUUGGACGGUCUGCCCAACUGGUUGGACCGGUUGUUCGAGGGCUCUACACAUCGGUAUUAUAUCAACUACUGGCCCGACUUUAACGCCAAGUGAGCAUCGCAAUCGCAGCACGCCAGUGUCUCGCGCUCUGCGGUCGGACUGUGUCGAUCUCGUGGAAAAGUGCUCUUCAAAUGUAUUGAAGCUAAAGCACUUUGAAAAAUUAUGAUGAUGUUAGUUAGAGUUAUAAAAUUAUUAUCUUCUUUUAGUUGAGUUAUAUUUUCAAAAUUAGUUGUAAAACGUAAUAGCUUUAAAUAAGCAACACACGAAAGAAGUGUUGUUUUUAUGUAAUUAAACGUGAACCAGUAAUAUUUUUGUUAUUUUUUGAA